Molecule: messenger RNA, 2816 nt
Organism: Tigriopus californicus
Lineage: Eukaryota; Metazoa; Arthropoda; Copepoda; Harpacticoida; Harpacticidae
Product: kelch-like protein 18
Molecular function (GO): protein binding
Source: RefSeq, a predicted model, not a curated record
UCCUCUCUUUCCUUCUACGCUCCCGGGAAUCAUGGAGGCGCUUUCAGCUUGUUGCGUUCAAAUAUUGUAAAACAAGGUCUACCUAGGUAUAUUCUACUGUCCCGGUGUAACAUACUUAAAGAAAGGCUCAUCAUCCGGAAACUCUAGCUUCUGGCUAGUGACUCAGGGUAAAUGACCGAUCGAGAAAGCUCUCACAAAUCUUGGGCGACUUUCUAGAAAUUGGUUGACCGCGGAAACAUGGACAGUCAUACUUAGUCUAAAAACCAAAGAAACUGCAUUCAAAAGAGACGUGUUGCGCAAAUCUCGUCUUUGGGAUUGACUAUUUCAAAUACACCCAGACCUUUUGUCUUUCAUGAAUUCGAUACUCAUACAAGCACGUCAUAUUGAAUAUUUCAUUAAAAGUGUAUUGAUCUCGACAGGCUGAAAAAUUCGUUAAAGUAAAUGUCAAUGACCAACGAUGACUUAGUCGCGGGGACAUGCAUGAAUUCCGGCCGCCCUCGAGCAUGUAUUAUUAAGCCAAAAAGUGGCACUUCAAGCGCCAUGGUCGUGGUUGCUUAAAUAAAUGACUGAUCCGUCUGUCCGUUGGGUGGUCGGAUGGUUGGUGAGCCUGCGCUCGCUUCCUCUUUCCCUUUCCUACUGUGCCUCAAGUACGAAGUCUUCGGCCUUUUUUUCUGCGGUGAGUAGAGAAAUACAUGUACUUUUUCUUGCCAAACUUGGAUGAUGAAAAGACGCAACCAUCCAAGAUCCAAAUAUGGUGUGAAUUGAAAAGUUCUUGCAAUUUGUAAAACAAUCUUGCAAUGGAUUGAGCCAUGUCAUUCAUGUGCCUUAGUUCAUUAUUUGCCCUUCUGUUACCUAACAAUUGGUCACUUCUUCUGACUAAGAUCUCUAUGGACCAAGCCACCAAGUUCAUGAGAAAGAGAGCGGGAAAAAGCGAGAGGCAAGUGGGACCAAGGAGGGGGAAGGUGAGGGGGAACACAAAUUUGCCGGUUUCAUGCCGAGAAGACUACAUUCGAUUCGGGAUAGUUGAUUUCCAAGUGUUGGAAGAACAAGCUCACUUCGAUUACAAUCAUCAUUGAGAUAUCUGUCUUUGGUGACACGAGAAGAGUUGGUUGUUCAACAUGGUUUGCACUUUGACUUCGCUUUGCCAAAGCGUGUUAAUAUUGAUCUCCUUGGCCAAACUGGGCACUGCAUUACCCCGGCUUCGAAAAGCUCCUGAAGAAUGCCCGCUCCAGAACGGAAAUCUCUUGGAUACGAUCUUAUUCGUUCAAAGCUCCGAGGAAUGCGAGGAGAUGUGCUCCAACAGCGAGAAAUGCCUCUUCUUCUACUACUAUGCGGGCUCAGGUUCCAAUCAAGUUGAUGCCACGAAUCAACCAGCUCAAUGCUUUCUUUACGACCAAUGCAACCGGAAGGUCAUGAAGGCCACAAAUAUUUGCCCACUUAAUCGGGAAAAUACGGUGAAAGUUCAAGCCUUUGUAAGGCGAGAAAAGGAUUGCGAAAUAUCUUGCUCCAAUAACGAUCUCUGUGGGUACUACAAGCACUUUCCGGAGAAGGAUGAACAUCAAUCCAUGAUGUGCUAUCACCUUAAGAGCUGUUCUCCCCGUGUCAUCAAGAACCAGGAAUGCCCGUUGGAGAAAAACAACUACAUUGAUCACACAUUGUUCACAGACUCCACUGAGCAAUGUAAAAUCAAGUGCGAAGACACCCCUGGCUGUCGAUUCUAUUACUGGUAUCCCAUUGACUACAGUCCAGCCCCCAAAUACUGCUACCUCUUUCGAAGUUGCGAGGGUGGAGCUGCUGAGCCUCACGUGGCAAUGGUGGCCGUCGGCAGGCAUCCCGGUCAUUACUUUCUAGGAUCCAAGGAAGCCGAAUCCAUUGACAUUGUUCGCCACAGCACGGUCUGCGGAGAGGCUGUGCCCGCAAAUGCAACCGAGGUUGGUAGAGCAGCCGCCGUGUCCGAGUUCGUCAACCGACAGGUAUUGAUUUGCGGCGGGAAAGAUCAUCGAGGUCAAAUCCGAUCGGAUUGUCUUGCCUACGAUCCCAAGACCCAUGCGUGGAGUGACCACAGCAACUUAAACGAGGCGAGAGAGGAGGCUGCGAGCGUUCGACUGGGUCAGACUAUGUACAUUCUGGGUGGGUUUGUCAAUGGUUCCCGCAUGGCUGGAUCCGAGAAGUUGGCCAAAGGUGAUGGCAACGUGUGGUCCACCGGACCAGCUUUGCCCGAGCCCAGGUCUCGAUUCUGUGCUGUACGCUUAAGCAAGACCAUGUUUGCCGUGAUUGGGGGUGACACCGAGGAAGUUGCGGCCACAUCUGACAUGAAAACGUUCGACGUCGAGACCAACGAAUUCGUCACCCAACCAAGUAUGACUCAAGCGCGAAAAGACCAUGCCUGUCUGGUUGUGGAGAUCAACGACAAGAAAGGAAUCGUGGUGACCGGGGGUGUGGAUGAAAACGACAAUCUGUUGAAAUCGGCCGAGUGGUAUUCCUUGGAGGAAGAAACUUGGACUAGCCUCUCUCCCAUGACUAUCGGAAGGACCGAGCACGGCAUGGCCUUGAUUGGUGGACGAGCCACUGUCAUUGGUGGUGUUUCCGACGAUGAGUUCCUCUCAUCCAUUGAGGUCUUGGACAACUCGGCCGAUGCAGAGUCUCCCUUGGGAAUGGACUUUGGAUCCGUGGCCCACGGCUUGACCCGACCAAGAUAUGAUUUUGUCGUGACGGAGGUGCCUUUGUCAGCUUUGGCCGCCAACGAGCGCAAUCUGGCUUUGUGCCACGAUGACGCUGUGCUGACCAGCGCAUUCAUCAAAUGAUCUGCCAAAUUU